UUCAUUUUUACUUUUAGUGAGGUGCACAUACAGUAUGAUGUUGUGCUGUGAUGACGUAUUCUGUUUACAUACUUUUACAAAUAACUCGUAAUGAAUUAUUUAAACAAAGAAUACUUACUCAAACAAUAUAUUUACAAUAUUAAUUAAAUAUUAAAUGCAUAACAAUGGCGAGUCCUCUUACAUAAGCAUCACAUUCCACUAACUGCACAUACACUGGCAGCAUGGUAGUGCAGUCUCUUUACAGAUCUAGUGAUCAGGGUUCACGUCCUGCUUCAGACUGUCAGGAAUGUGUACGUUCUCCCCAUGACCAUGUAGCUUUGUUUGGGGUUUCCUUCACGUUCCAAAGAUGUUUGGGUUAGGGAUUGUAAGUUGUGGGCAUGCUAUGUUGGUGUCAGGAAGUUGAUGAGACAUGUGGGCUGCCUUCAGCGUAAUCCUGGCUGAUUUUAUUUUAGUGAAAUGCAUUUCACUAUAUAUAUUGAAGUUUCAAUGUCUACGUGGGAAAGCUGAUCCUUGGUUUGUUGACUUCUUCGCUGACAAUCAACAGUGGUGCACCCCAAGGGAGCGUGUUUAGCCCACUGCAGUACUCUCUCUACACCCAUAACUGUGUGGUCAGGCACAGCUCAAAUGCCAUCCAUAAAUUUGUCGAUGACACAACUAUUGUUGGCAGAAUUUCAGAUGGUGACAACGUGGUAUAUAGGAGCGAGAGAUCAGCUGGUUGAGUGGCGUUGUAACAACAAUCUUGCACAUAGAAUCAAUAAGACCGAGGAAUUGAUUGUGGACUUCAGGAAGAGGAAGUUGAGGGAACACACAAAAGUCCUCACUGAAGUAUCAGCAUUAGAAAGGGUGAACAGUUUCAGUCUUUUGGGUGUCAACAUCUCCAAAGGUCCAAUAUAUUGAUGCAAUUGUGAAGAAGGUUUGCCAGCAGUUAUAUUUCAUCAGGACUUUGAGGAGGUUUGGUAUGUUACCAAAGACUCUCACAGUUGUACUGUGGCAAGCAUUCUGACUAGUUGCAUCACCAUCUGGUAUGGAGGGUCAUUGUUCUGGAUCAGAAAAAACUGCAGAAAGAUGUAAGCUCGGCCAACACCAUCAUCAACACUAGCCUCCCUGGCAUCGAUGACACCUACAAAAGGCAAUGCCUCAGGAAGGCAGAAUCCAUCAUUACAGCCAUCACCAACAUGCCGUCUACUCAUUGCUGCCACAAGGAGGAGGGACGGGAGCCUGAAGACACACACUCAACAUUUCAGGAACAUCUUCUUCCCUGCCACAAGAUUUCUUAAUGGACAGUGAGCCCACGAUUACUACCAGUUAGUGGAGUGAAGUGAUGAUGGUGCUAAACGGUGACUCCUUUGCUUGCAUCUUUGGAAACAGCUCUAUUUCCAUCUUUAAUAUCUCUAUUUUUCCCUUUUAGGGUCCUUUUGAAGACCCUGACCUGGAGUUACAUGCUGACUAUGGUUCUUUGUGGGAAUGGGACCCGCUCUCAGGAUUUCACAACUGGCCAUUGUUCGGCACACCAAGGGCUUGGCUUAAGAGUUCGGCUCAACUUUGGAGGCCUAGGACCCCGGGGCUCUGGGGGUGGGUGGAUCGAAAGUUGGUGUCACAGCAGGAGAUCUGUGUGUCGUCGGGGGAGUAGGAAUAUCUACAGCUGUGUGCCCAGAGACCCGAGAUCUUUGGGCACAGAGCUCGAGAAAAGCUCGACGUAACGGACUUCCAAUAUCAUAAACCAACGAGUUGCUUGUUAUGUCUCCCCUCUCACUGUGAAACGGAGACAUCGCUUUCUCUGUUAUUGGGGGGGGAGAGCCUGUGGGAAGUCGAAUACCGGGUGAAACAUGAAGUCUUUGAGAUAACUAAGUCCAUGUCGUUGGUGUUGCUUUGCUCAUGCUCGGUGGUGGGUGCCGAUGCUUUUUUGUUGCCAGUCAGGGGAGGGGGAAUUGUUGUUUUCUGCCACUUAUGCGCCAGAGUGAGGGGAAGCAGGGGAGAGCUUUGAGAUUCUAACAUUUAAUACAUUAUAUAAUUAUAACAUUAUAUACAUUUCUCUGACAUUAAAUGUACCUUUGAAACCUACCUCGCUAUUUUGUUUGAACGAGUACAGAGAAAAAUUAUCUGUGAUACUGAGACUUAAGGACCUGACCUAGGGAAAGAUUGAAUAGGUUUGGAGUUUAUUCCCUGCAGGGUAGGAGCAUGAGUGGAAAUUUACAGUAGUAAACAAGAUUAUGAGUGGUAUAGAUAGGGUAAAUACAUCAGACUUUUUUUCCCUGAGGUUAGGUUAGACUGGGACAAGAGGUUAGAUGUUAAGGGUGAAAGGUGAAAUGUUUAAGGGAACAUGAGGGGGAACAUCUUCCCUCUGGGGAGGUGAGAGUGUGCAAAAAGCUGCCAGCGGAAGUGGUUGAUGUGUGUUCAAUUGCAAUUAUUAGAGGAUAUUGGAAAGGUACAUGAAUGACAGGGAUAUGAAGGACUAUGGUAUGAGUGUGAAUAGAUGGAACUUGGCAGAUGAACGGGCUGGGCUGAAGGGCCUAUUUCUGUACUAUGAUGAUCUGUGACUCCAGUUCAGAACCAUUUUGUCUUGAUUCUCAAGAUGAAAGAAUCAUUUCUCAUCUCAGUGUUUAAUUUUGAGGCUGAUUCGUGGUUCCGGAAACCGUACAGCAAACGUACGCGCGGGUGCAUUAGAUGGUUAAAAUUCCUAAAGUUGCUUUUCAGCGAUCAGACUUUGGACUUGUCCAGCUGCUCUUCUGCCCACCCAUGGAACCCAUCAAUCCAAUUCCUUUGUAAUUCAAUUCCCAUUUGUACUAGUUACUGGGGCCCCUCUACGCUUCCACAAAUUUUAAUAAAAUUCUAUUUCAUCUAAAUUCGCACAUUACGUUCCGAGCGAAAACGUGUUUCUAACUACAGAUUAUUACAAAUCUUCACUUUGUACCUAGAAACAACUUUUCACUCUGACCAUGAGACAGAAAAGUGCAACUUGCUCGCGGUUCGUCAGAUAAAUCACUCUAAAUAUUAUUACAAGUUUUCCUGUGUCAAAAACAAAUCCCGCCCCACACGCUCCGAUUGGCUGGACGACCGGCCUCCUGCCGAGUCUUUCUUUAAUCCCAUUGGUUCAGAUAGCAAUGCUGACUAGCAGAGUACCCUUCCGGUGACGCAACAGGUAGGAGACGGGAGGGCGGUAGUUUGGCAAACUACGGAAGUGUCAUCGGAUUCGCACAUUUCAGGUAUGAAACUACAGAACGUUGCAGUACCACCUGUCACUUGAGGUCCCGUCUGCCCAGUCCGCUGCAGCUGAUCGCAUGCUCGGCCAGGCGUGGCCCUAUCACCUGAGGGUAAAGCUGCUUUAGCCCACCUGUUAAAUUGGUGCACCAGGGGGUGGCCACUGUCACAUGCGAACACCUACUUGGAGCCAACAGGACCUGGAUAUCACCGAACAGAACAGGAGGGUAUUUAUCUGUUGUGGACAGUAUUUCUAACGUCCGGGUGAAUGGAGUGGCUCUGAGGCACAUGUACUGUACCGGCAGUGUCCCAGUUCACUGACUGUGGAAACAACUUCAUAAAGAUGAAUAAUCUGAAAUGAAAACUCUGCCUUUCACAGUGAGGAGGAACUGUGCAUGGGUUCCAUAUAUGGAGGAGAGUUGUGUUCGUUCCUCAGUCUCGAAAGACACAAGGGCACUCAGACCAUGGAGAAACUGUGCAAAUGUCGGGAGUGUGGGAAACGAUUCAGCUACCCAUCCCAGCUGGAAACUCAUCAACGGACGCACACAAAGGAGAGGCCACUCACCUGCUCCGCGUGCGGCAAGGGCUUCACUCAGUCAACCCACCUGGAGACCCACGUCCUGGCGCACACGGGGGAAAGGCCAUUCGUUUGCUCGGUGUGUGGAAAGCAGUUCACUCGGACGUCCAACCUGCUGAGACACCAGCGGGUUCACACCGGGGAGAGGCCGUUCUCCUGCUCCUUGUGCGGGAAGAGAUUCACUCAGAUGUCCAGCCUCCAGAAACACCAGCUCGUUCACUCUGAAAAGAGAGCGUUUAAUUGUUCUCACUGUGAAAAAAGCUUUAAAAGCUCGGAGGUUCUGGUGAGGCACCUGCGUAUCCAUACGUGGGAGAGGCCGUUCACCUGUAAUGCCUGCGGGAAGGGAUUCACUCAGUCAACCCAUCUGCAGAUACAUGAGCGAGUUCACACAGGGGAGAGACCGUUCUGUUGCUCCACUUGCGGGAAGGGAUUCACUUGUUCAUCAAACCUGCUGACGCACCGGAGAGCUCACACUGGGGAGAGGCCUUUCACCUGCUCUGUAUGUGGGAAUGGAUUCUCUCAGCUAUCCCACCUGCAGUGCCAUCACCAGCGAGUUCAUACUGAUGAGAGAACGUUUCAUUGCUCCAAAUGUGGGAACAGUUUCAAAAACUCAGGAGAUCUGCUAAGUCACCAGCUUGUUCACUCGAGGGAGAAACUGUUCAGUUGCUGCGUCGGUGAUAAGGGAUUCAGUCAUUCAUCCAACCUGCUGCGGCACCAGCGGAUUCAUCCUGGGACACUCCCUCUGUCUUGUUCGGUGUGUGGGAAGGGAUUCACUCAGUCGUCCCGUCUACUGUCACACCAACAAUUUCACAAACGAUUGCAGAGUUUUGAUUCUGCUCAUAAGUCAGCUGUUAAUCACAGCCAGAGCUGACCAUUGUGACAUUUCGAUCCUGAUUGUAAUAUUGAUCAUCUGCAGUUUAAAAGUGUGAAAUCAGCUUUCUUUUAAAUAACAUUGGUUUACUCCUUGAAGUUCAGAAAUUGAACUAAAUACAUCUUUGAACUGAAUUUCUAUAGCUUGUUAAGAGUUGGAAUGACAUCACUCCUCUUGUUUUGUCACUGCCAGGGUCAGAUUAAUGAGCCAGAUCAAAUCUUGCUCAUGAAAGAUUUCCGUAUGUGAAUGGAUACUGCUAUUCUUAAUCAUGAAGGCAUAAAUACAAAAUUUUCUACUAAAAUUUCUAGCAACAAUAAAGGUUUCCUCCUUAAAAGACCAUAAGACAUAGGAGCGGUUUUAGGACAUCUGUCCCAUCGAGUCUGCUCCGCUAUUCGAUCAUGGUUGAUCCUUUUCUAUUAUCUCCUCCUCAACCCCAGUUCUCGGCCUUCUCCCUGUACCCUUUGAUGCCACGUCCGGUCAAGAACCUAACAAUCGCUGCCUUAAAUACUCCCAACGACCUGGCCACCACAGCUGCACGUGGCAACAAAUUCCACAAAUUCACCCUUUGGCUAAAGAAAUUUCUCCACAAAUCUGUUUUGAAAGGGCGCCGCUCUAUCCUGAGGAAUGUGCCCUCUUGUUUAGACUCUCCCACCAUGAGAAACAUCCUUUCCACAUCUACUCUGUAGGCUUUUUUUUUAAAGUAUAGAAUUGUGACCGACAACUUUGCAUUCGUAGCUUGAAAUCAUCUUUUCAGCCCUUAACCAUCUAAAAAGCUCAGCAACAAUCUCUAAUUUUAUCCAUUCAGUAUUUCAUCAUUGAUUUUCAAAUAGUCACUGCUUUGAAACGGUUCGUAUUCUGAUUGUUGGGAUUAAUGUGACAUGUUAUAUUGUUUCUGAAAUACUGGUCUUUAUUUACCACGUCCUAGAUGCAGAUGUGCCUCAAGACUUUUUGAUAUGUUGAUAAUCAGCAGAGAAAUACUUGCUCACAAAUAAAUGUGCUUGCCAGAGUUAAGGGUCCUCUCUGGGUAACUGACUCGUUUUCUUUUUUUUUCCCAAAACUUUUCAGAAAUCAAGAGAAUUGCAAAAGUUCUGCAGAAUUUCUUAAGCUUAUUUGCCAGGAAAGAGCAAGUCAGUAAGUUUGAAAUGAAUACUUGAUUUAAAGUGGGUCAGCCAAC
Hypanus sabinus (Atlantic stingray) is the source of this 5820-nucleotide messenger RNA. Its product is annotated as zinc finger protein 239-like. The transcript has 3 exons. Gene Ontology annotation, biological process: negative regulation of transcription by RNA polymerase II. Gene Ontology annotation, molecular function: DNA-binding transcription repressor activity, RNA polymerase II-specific. Bases 3594 to 4646 code for a protein of 350 amino acids. NCBI's taxonomy places the organism in Eukaryota, Metazoa, Chordata, Chondrichthyes, Myliobatiformes, Dasyatidae. The record is from RefSeq and is a predicted model, not a curated record.